This is a messenger RNA of Chlorella variabilis, 309 nucleotides long. RefSeq lists its product as hypothetical. Lineage: Eukaryota; Viridiplantae; Chlorophyta; Trebouxiophyceae; Chlorellales; Chlorellaceae. The record is from RefSeq and is a predicted model, not a curated record. The coding region runs from base 1 to 309 and encodes 102 amino acids. The transcript has a single exon.
AUGCGCGGCAGCUGCCGCCGGCGCUGCAGCCGCCGGCGGAUCUGGUGUUGGGUCUGGCGCAUCGCUCUCCCAAGUACCUGCCCUGCAGGCAAGCAGGGCUGGAGCUGCUGCUCUCGGCCUCCACCGGUUUGGGCAGCCGCCAACCUAUGUUAUCUUAAACGCAGGUUCCUGUACGACGACAAAGGAAGCUCCUUGUAUGAGCGGAUCACUGGCCUGCCCGAGUACCUGCCGUACCGCACCGAGCAGCAGCUGCUGGUGCAGCAACACAUGCCGCCUCCAUCGCGGCACACCUGCCCCCGGGCGGCGUAG